AUGGGAGCCUCAACAGUUGCUGAAAAACCAACACUAGCUGCAGAAGUUGAAAUGCAGGCUGCACUCCCCAAGAAGACACCACUACCACAUACAGAAAAGAAGAAAGACAGAAGGAGCGGCGGUGGCACCCGGCUGAAGGAGCGGCCGAUGCUGAUCGUGAGGGUGAGCGACGACGAACAGCUGCGCCGUAUCUACGAUUUCGGAGACGAACUCGGCCGCGGGCGAUACGGGGUGGUCGUGCAGGCACGCGCCCGCCUCACCCGCAUGUCCUGGGCCAUCAAGGUCAUCAACAAGAGCCAGGCCAAGUACCCUGGCAUGAAGUUGGUGGAUCGAGAAAUUAGAAUAUUGCGCCUCAUUACGCAUCCAAACAUUAUCCACUUGGAGAAGGUCUACGAAUCUCCAAAGAAGCUGUACCUGGUGUUCGAACUUUGCUCGAGCACUCUGGCUCAGGAGUUCAGUGAGCGCCGGCAGUUCACCGAGGCGGACGCCCGCGAGGUGAUCCGCAAGCUGGCCAGCGCAGUUGCCUACCUCCACAGAAACGGCAUCGUGCACAGGGACCUGAAGCUGGAGAAUAUCCUGCUGACAACGAACCCGGCCGACCCGGAGGACAAACUCUACAUCAAGGUGACCGACUUCGGGCAGAGCGUCGUCCGAAGCGGAGUCGCCCACGACCAGAUGCUACACGAGCGGUGCGGCACCAUGGCCUACAUGGCGCCCGAGGUGCUGGAAUCGCGAAUGUACUCGCACCAGUGUGACGUCUGGUCCAUGGGCGUCAUCACGUUUGUGCUGCUCGUCGGCGAGUUCCCGUUCACCGGCGACAAUCCCGACCAGCUCAAACAGCGAGUUCUCAACGACGAACCUCUAUUUGUCAUUAUCUUUAUACCUACUGUUGCUUCUAUUGCUAAAUCAGCACUUACAACAAUAACAGCAGCAGCAACAACAACAACAACAACAACUAUUACUACUACUGAAAACAAUGUUACUAAUAAUAACACUAAAACUAACACUUCUGCCAGCUGA
This is a messenger RNA of Schistocerca gregaria, 1020 nucleotides long. RefSeq names its product serine/threonine-protein kinase 33-like. The record is from RefSeq and is a predicted model, not a curated record. NCBI's taxonomy places the organism in Eukaryota, Metazoa, Arthropoda, Insecta, Orthoptera, Acrididae. Gene Ontology annotation, molecular function: ATP binding; protein kinase activity. The coding region runs from base 1 to 1020 and encodes 339 amino acids. The transcript is spliced from 7 exons. Gene Ontology annotation, biological process: protein phosphorylation.